AUUGAAAUCUGUCAAUCAAAUUGUACAGCAGAUUUUCGGAAGAGGCGUUCAUUAUUUUACGUUUUUUGCGUAAAGCACAGUGAUUUAAUAAUUAAAAAUGCUUGCUAUAAUCAAUCGUAUCCUUGAUUGGAUUAAAAGCUUGUUCUGGAAGGAGGAGAUGGAGCUAACACUGGUUGGAUUGCAAUACUCGGGGAAAACAACUUUUGUUAACGUCAUUGCCUCUGGUCAGUUCAGCGAAGACAUGAUACCAACAGUUGGCUUCAACAUGCGCAAAAUCACUAAAGGAAAUGUCACUAUUAAGGUUUGGGAUAUUGGAGGUCAGCCCCGUUUCCGUUCCAUGUGGGAGAGGUAUUGCCGAGGCGUAAAUGCUAUUGUCUACAUGGUGGACGCGGCGGACCCCGACAAGAUCGAGGCGUCCCGCAACGAGCUGCACUCGCUGCUGGAGAAGCAGCAGCUCACCGGCAUCCCCGUGCUGGUGCUGGGCAACAAGCGCGACCUGCCGCACGCGCUCGACGAACACGGACUCAUCGAGAGGAUGAACCUGUCAGCUAUCCAAGACCGCGAGAUAUGCUGCUACUCCAUCUCGUGCAAAGAGAAAGACAACAUCGACAUCACGCUACAGUGGCUCAUCACGCACAGUAAGUCUGGUAGCGCGCGUUAAUCGCACACAAUUAUCAACUCUAUGUGCAAGUCAUCUUUACCACUUAAGGCGCAGUUUUGCCUGCAAUUUCAUUUGAAGGCCUUGAGUUUGUGUUAUUUUAGAGUCAUUCCAAUAGAUCUUACAGCGGGCAUAGACACUCGAAACGUUUUUUAUACAUUGGCCGCAAACGAAAUCAUUGUGACUUUAAAAAAUAUUUGUUUUUAAAUAAGGCUGUGACAAGAAUGAAUUUAUCUAUUUUUAUGUUUAAUGCACUUGUACGUCUAUGUCUCGUGAUGAGGCACGUCUUUGUGAAUUUAUCGACCUUUGUCAUAACUGAUCUGAGGACUAAUUCGGAUGCCCUCCAUUAUAAACAGUUUCAUGCAAGUCAGAUGUUACUACGGCUAAUUUAUUCACGCUGUAGUUACCCUGCGACAUACGGGUACAAUAAAAUUUGCCUGAUAUGCUAUCACCAGCAAAGGAAAAUCGCUUUUAUGUCUUAACUUUAAGAUUCAUAAUAUCAUUAACAGCAAAAUAGUAUGUGAAUAUCUUCGUAUAUACUCUGGCUUGUGUUAUUCCGAAUUUGGUUUAUAGAAGGACAGAAGAUAAUACUAAAAGUUUUCGGAGGCUCUCUCAUAGACACCAUGAACUCGUGAUAACAUUCCCAAAUUUGAAAUUCUAUAAUCGUUAAUACUGCGCCUUAGGAAUUGUGUGUUGAAGAGAUGAUCUUGUUGCAUUAUGUAAAUUGCGACUAAAAUGGUAUUAGAAUGCUUUAUCACAAUGAAUGUGACGUAGACUAUACCAUUUUAUAAAUAAAACAAAAAGUGUCGCUUUCGAGGCAAUAAAAAAAUUAAAAUAAAUCUUUAAAAUUGGAUUAAGCCAAAGUUAGUUUGCUGUGAAUCUGUUUUAACUUUCGCAAGUUAUGAUUUCUUGCAUUCGUGCAAGACUGCCUCGAAGCCUUGCUACUACGCGUUUAACCUUGCCUCCGCAGUGUAGCGCGUUAUUCAUUGUGAUCAAAGCAAUUCCAUGUCAUUCGAAUCGUGAUAUAAACUUAGCUUGAGUUAUGCACUCUCUAAAACAAUUGAUGUGGUAUAUUAUCUUGUCACAAUACAAUCAUUGGCUUCAAUUAGUUUUCAUUGUUUGAAAAUGGUGCCAAGCUGUAAUUUUGUUUGUUAUAAUUAUCUGAUUAUUUACAUUAAAUAUUUAUUGACACACAAUAAGCCUUUAUAUGUGAAAAGAUAAUGUCACAUUAGAAACGUAUACACACAUCUAAAAUAUAGUUCCUCCAAGAUAUGUUAUCACGUCCAUUUUGAUAGGACUAGUUUUUUUGAUAUCACAGAGAAUGCUGAAAUUACACCAAUAGUGUAUUACAUUAGAUUUGUAGAAACUGGAACAGGACAUAUCAAUUGUUUCAGGCUUUAUUCAUGUAAAAUUGACUAAACUUUAAACGUCGAGGACACUAUAUUUUAGAUGCUAGUACUAUCAUACUAGAGUAUUUAGAUUCCUUAAUAAUAUUAGCGUUAUAUAUAUUAUAAAUAAAUAUACUUAUCACAUAUUGUUAGCUAAAAAAAUAAGUUUAAAUGUAUCUAGUGUGCGAGUUGUUUUGUUUGAUGUAUUGUUAGAAAACUGUAUAUAAGAAAACAGGAAUACAAACUUAUUUAUAUUCAGAAUUAUAUGAAACAAAAGUAUUUUUUUAUUAUUGAUUUGUUUUACCAACAUUUUCAUUAAAACAUACGAAAAUGCUGAUUUGUUUAUAUGGGUUGUGCGUUUCGCGCGUGCGAGCUCUUUACGAACGUUCGAACUGUGGAAGCGAGAAAGUGAUAUGUUCCGUCUCGCUUGUACCGAUUAUAUGCGUCGUAUGGCUUCCAUAAUUCGACCUGAGCUUGAAGGGGUGUACUUCAAGCUAAAAAUUAAAUGCUUCCCAGUUAAAAAUGUUAUAAAACAAUAAUAAUUUAUGGAUAAAACAAAUUCCUAUUUAUUUGAAUCAAAUUCACUCGCACACUAGCAAUGUUUUGUCGAAUAUAGAAAGUCACUAGAUGUGUAAUUAAUUGAAACUAAAAAACUACCCGCUUCGACUGCACAUUAUGUUUAUAUAAACGUUUAUAAAUAGUUAUUAUAUAUUGUAAUAUACAUAGAUUCGACGAUCAAGGAGAGAGUUUAUUCUUUGGCGCUGGUUGACGUAGAACUUAUAGGAUAUUAAACUAUCGAUUAAUUAUUAUGAAGUGUUUGUUUUUAUUCUAAUGAUGGCGCUGAUUCUCGUAAACACAAACUAAAACCCUCAUAAAUAAAAAAGAGAGGCACACUUAGAUGGCAAAAUUAUAAUCGCGUAUAAAUUAAGGCAACUUGCCUUCAGCCCUGAUACAUACCUAUUGGUUUCUAUCUAUCGUUGUCCUAUUUCUCCAUUGUACGUGAAGAAAAUAUAGCAACAGUAAUUAUAGUUAAGUUCGUGAACUACAGAAUCUCCGCCAAUGCUUAACCAAACUCCAGCUGUAACGCAACACUAGCGCCAUUGACAAGUGGUGUGUUCUGUAACUACAAUAAGGCAACCCAUGGAUAGUGGGGGUUAGUUAACACAGACUGAGUAUUAUCGAGUGAAUCGAUGAGAUUAUCUCAAAUAGUUUUUUCAUUUAAUUGUUUUACCUAAUUGAUGUUAACUUUUUAGAAACAAUUAUAUUAUCGAUGAAUUUCAUUAUUGGACAACAAACAUUACAGUUUUGAGUUGGUUUUCUUUUUAUUGCUCCCGUGGUUAGUCAAAACAGCCUUGGCUGCAUUUUCUGACCUCUUUAGUUAGAUAAACAGACAGUUUCUAGAAGUCUGAUAACAAAUAUACUGAUCGCCGACUGACACAGGGGCUCAUUGAUUGCUUGUCUGCUGAUUAAAAAUCACCGUAGAUGUGACAAGUUUAAUUGAUCGGCUUUUAAGAAACUGUUAAUACAGUCAUUACUUGCAAUUAAUAUUACUAAGUUUAUUGAUUAGGUCUAGAAUCUGACUGUAGCUCUUUAUAUGUAAUUUAUCAAUUAUUUAUAAAUAAAUUGCGUCAGCACAAACAAGGAUAUUAUACUCCAAUUUAUUCAUAGAACUGUGAGUGAAGGCAAUUUUUACUGCAGAAUAUUUCCAAAAUGAUUAAAUUAUUUGAGGUAUUUGUACAACAAUUAUUAUUUUAUGUAAUGGUGCGUUUAUAUUGUAUGGCUGUAACUUAUCUUUUUUCUAUAAAUUAAUAUAACACGCAGAUGUAACAAUUGUUAAGGUGUCUUUAUUUUUAAUUAGCCUUUAAAAGUGUUUAUCACUUGUUUGCUCAGUUACACAGUCGUAACGUGUUGGUCGGUAAUAUCUACUACCAACCUUGGAAUAUACUACGCAUAAGGGUUUGUAACAAUGGCGUCACUUUUCACGAAUAAAAUUGUAACCUGAAUUGUCAUUUUAGAAUAACGAGGCUGACUUAAGGUUGGUUUGUUAAUGUAGAUUGUUUAGAAAUGUUGAAUCGUAGUUUCCGAACAAAUAUUUAAUAAUAAUUAAAGUCCUGUUACAGAAUACCUUUUCAGUUUGUGGCGGCGUGAAGCUGCAAAGUUGUCUUCGAUAGCGCCUUGAAAGAAGUACCGUGACACGGGGCGAAUAGGAUUAGGUGGGGGUAAAUCGAAUGUAAUGACUUCCAAAGUUGUACAGUAUAAACGUAUAGUUUAUUAUUGCUUUUGACUGUCUCGUAAAUUAUUUCAGAGCUAUUUUCAUUUUAAAUAAAAAUCCGUAAACACCGAACAUAUUUACAAAAUCCGUCACAAUUUACCCCGCCAAUCCUAUUCUCCCCGUUUUACCGAUAACAAGCUUUAAAGAACCAAUUUUGUUUGUAUACGUAGACAGUUAGUUCCAGUUAUACAGCAUAAAACAAUUGAAUGGUAAACUAAAAGACGGUAUCUGGAAGUCUAUUCUGAGACAGACCCUCUCGUCAAGUGAUAUAAAUCAAAAGAAAACGCUCAAAUCUGUGAAGGUGGUAGGUAUAAGCCGCGUGAUUAAACGAAAAGUUCUUUGCUAUAAGACCGUCUUCUACGAAAUUAGUAACAUUAUAUUUUGUUUAAUCAUGUGAUAUGCAAAAAAGAUUAUUUUAUUAUGUUAUGUUAUAGAAAGGUCACUUGGCUAGGGGCUGUCUAGCCUAUUGUCAAAGGAAUCGAUUGGCUGACCAAAAAUACAAACCAAUCACAGCUCUUGACGGAGGUUGGAUAUGAAAUCAGUAUUUUCUUUCAGAUGAGGGAUGAGUCUCGAAUAAUUUCCGCUUGGAUAAAAGCACUGUCAGUGGCGUAGGCUUUAACUGUCACAAUACGAUCUAAAAUUUUAAGUUCUGUCGUGUCAGCCUUUACAUAACGUGUUAAGUAAACAAGGAAUAAAGUGAACCCCGCAUUAUUGUAUGUAAACAUAAUGUUUUUCAUGUAACGUGCAUGUAAAUAUAUAAGUCGAAAUCAGAUGUAUCGAAUGUUACGUGAUACGGGUUGACAAUAUUUUGUAAGGAAAUGAUUAGUUUAGCUCAACACUAGCUUACAAGUACGUAUGUAGUAUUGAGUGACCGAUUCAAGGCCGUUUUCAGGUUACCUAAAUAAAUUAUCUCACGCAUGUCGUUUUUGUUUGAUAACAAAAUUAAGGGGCACGUGUGGACAACAAUAGCGUGUAAUGUAAUCGUUGUUUAUAAAGUAAUGUCGACCAAUAAAGGAGUACUUGUCGCUUUGGAUUCUAUAGCUUGCGAAUUAGUUUGUUGAGGUCAAUUCUAAUUUCCUUUCAUAAAAAAAUUACGCAAAAUGUUUUUAAGUAAUACUUAGGUAUACCUAAAGAAGUAGAUGUUUUUGAGACAAAAUCGUCGAAAUCGUUAUCAAAAUCUACUACUAAAGUGGCUUUACUUUCACAAUUCAAGGAAAAAGGCAAGCUCUAGAAGCAGCAAUGAUAUGCCUUCAGUAGUCCGAACCUAAUUUGAGCACGAUUUCCCUCAAAUUUGAGCAAUAAAGAAGCAACUUAUUUAUAUCAGGAACAAAGAAAAUAGAUAUCAACGCGACAAGUAUUCAAAUGUAACUUUUGUAGAUGUGUACCGUUAAUACAGAGGGCUAUUACCAAGUAGUAUUGCAUUUGUGGAAGGGAGAAGACGAGUCUUACAUUUAGAGCUCUGUCCCGCUUACACAAUUGCAAAAUAUAUUACUGGAAUACGUGGUGGUAUUCCCCCAGGGCUGUACUAGCGGUCCUCACCUACACAAGUCACAUGUGAAGUGGGUUAAGGCGGUAUCAAAAUUUGUAUGUAUAAUACGCGUUGUAUAUUUCCAAAAAGGAGUUUCUCUUGAUAGUUUGUACUCUGUUUUUAACAAAAAUAAAUAUCAUAAGGGCUGCAA
Molecule: messenger RNA, 5997 nt
Organism: Trichoplusia ni (cabbage looper)
Lineage: Eukaryota; Metazoa; Arthropoda; Insecta; Lepidoptera; Noctuidae
Gene: Arl8
Product: ADP-ribosylation factor-like protein 8
Exons: 5
Coding region: 98-661 (187 amino acids)
Biological process (GO): protein transport; anterograde axonal transport
Cellular component (GO): lysosomal membrane
Molecular function (GO): GTP binding; GTPase activity
Source: RefSeq, a predicted model, not a curated record